GUGAAGAACAUUUAUGUCGAACAAAUUGGUUUGAUUUUUCAUGUGGAGAUGAACAAUGUGUACAAACGUUUGAUAAAUUUCAUAAUAGACAUAAUCUUUUAUUAAUACAAUCAAUAUCAAAUCAAGGUUAUUUAUCAAAUAAUUGUUUAAUAGGAAUGAUGUGUUUUACUCAAGUAAUUAAAGAAAUUCAUGGAAUAUUAUCUGAAACAUUAUUUUUAAAUAAUUUAAUUAAUGAUUUUAUUAAGAAUUAUGAUUCUAUACUUCAAUUUUCAAUAAAUUCAAUAUAUAUGAGUCAUAUUCAUCUUUUAUAUGGGUGGAUAUGGUCGUUAGUAUUCCUAAGACGAAUACUAACACCCACACCCUAUUUCAUAUCUUUUCGAAUGUGA
This is a messenger RNA of Rotaria sp. Silwood2, 386 nucleotides long. The record is from the annotation of a GenBank genome assembly. Lineage: Eukaryota; Metazoa; Rotifera; Eurotatoria; Philodinida; Philodinidae.